AUGGUCCUUUAUCAACCGCCAAACAAACAUGUGAUGGAAGCCUUCAGCCUGAAGGGCAAGGUGGCUGUUAUAACAGGUGGUUCUCGUGGUAUUGGGCUAGAGAUCUCAAAUGCACUGGCGGAGGCAGGGGCCAAUGUAGCGAUCAUUUAUCAUUCAUCGAAAGAUGCAGAGGGCAUUGCAUCCCAAAUUGGGAAAGCCCACGGUACCACAGCCGCGGCAUAUAAAGCAAACGUUUCCGACCAGAAAGAUAUUGAAGCGGCCAUUCAACAAAUUGCACGCGAUUUUGGCAAGGUAGAUAUCCUUGUGGCCAAUUCUGGCAUUGCCACGGCAAUUUCAGCAGAGGAUUACAAGCCAGAGGAAUGGCAAGAGAUCAUGAAAGUGAAUCUCGAUGGUGCUUUCUAUAGCGCCCAGGCUGCUGCGAGAUUGUUCAAAACACAGGGGUCCGGAAACGUCAUUUUUUACCGCCUCCAAAUUCUGGAUCAUCAUCCUCCAGAGCUGCGGGAGAGAUGGCUCAGCAUGGUCCCCGCACGCAGAAUGGCAGCAACGUAUGAACUCAAAGGGGCCUACGUGUUCUGCGCUUCGGAUUCGUCAAGUUAUAUGACAGGAGCGAAUCUGGUUAUUGAUGGUGGUUAUACCCUUCCAUAG
Molecule: messenger RNA, 645 nt
Organism: Penicillium mononematosum
Lineage: Eukaryota; Fungi; Ascomycota; Eurotiomycetes; Eurotiales; Aspergillaceae
Exons: 5
Coding region: 1-645 (214 amino acids)
Cellular component (GO): intracellular anatomical structure
Molecular function (GO): oxidoreductase activity, acting on NAD(P)H, oxygen as acceptor
Source: RefSeq, a predicted model, not a curated record